Molecule: messenger RNA, 908 nt
Organism: Parathielavia appendiculata
Lineage: Eukaryota; Fungi; Ascomycota; Sordariomycetes; Sordariales; Chaetomiaceae
Exons: 3
Coding region: 432-908 (158 amino acids)
Source: RefSeq, a predicted model, not a curated record
CUGCGUCAAGACUCGAUCUAAGCAGCUUCAUCCCUGAGCUUCACAUGACCAGUAAGUCAAAUACCAUCCGGCACUGGCGAUGUGUCUAGCCCUGUGGUACUUGCAUGUAUCUCCCAACCGGUCCUGCAGGAUGCCCGACGGAAUACCGUCUCGCAGGAUGCAUGACAGUACGGUGACGUAGAGACGCGCCUCAAUACUGUUUAGGAUACCGUGCUCUGCUGCAGAUGGAUUACGCGUCUGGCCCGAUUGUCUAACCGGGCAGGGUAUUAAGCCCAGUCUCGCCCUGUUCUUCGUUGCUUCGUCCGCACUCGUCUUUCGUACUUCAAAACGAGCGUAAACUGCUAGCCAACCCACAAGCGUCUUUGCCCCCAGCCCGAUUAGCGUCGACCUGCCUAUGAACUCGGGUUACAAAGCCAGCGACACGUAUUGUAAUGAUCGCACUGAAACGAGACGACUUCUCGACCAACAUCACGCCCAACAUCACCAUCCGAUGUCUCGUCCUGUCCUACACGCACGCCGACUCAGACUGGCGGCCGGACCUGUCCUCCAUCCCAGUCGACAUGGCAAUCCACUGCGGCGAUCUAGUCGAGGAGUCCAAAUUUUCGGAGUUCCUGGUCAUCGCCGGCAACCACGACUUCACCCUCGAUGAGCCGCUCUUUAGGCGCAAGAUCGCUGUAGCCGCGGCCCCGGUAGUGGAGCCAGACCUGGUCAAAAAGGCAUUUGGCGACUGUGGCGAAGCCCAGCGUCUGUUUACCGACCCAGACACCAGGGAGGGGGCUUGCCAACGGCGCCGUAUUGACCGUUACGCGAGUCUGUACACGCCAUCUCCGCAUGCCGAGACGGGAUUCCAGUACAAGCGCGACCAAGUCCACAACUUCUGGAUUGGCGGAGUGUCGACAUCGUCAUGA